This is a messenger RNA of Capra hircus (goat), 4596 nucleotides long. RefSeq names its product chloride intracellular channel 4 (gene CLIC4). Bases 461 to 1222 code for a protein of 253 amino acids. The transcript is spliced from 6 exons. The record is from RefSeq and is a predicted model, not a curated record. Lineage: Eukaryota; Metazoa; Chordata; Mammalia; Artiodactyla; Bovidae.
CUCGCCCAAGCCCUGGCUUCUCUUGGUCCCCACCGGUGCCACGCCGCUGAGCCGAGGGCAAGCCGCCUCAGCAGCCUCCAGGGGCCGGGGCCGUCCUUCUGCCGCCAAGUCCCCCACCCCAACUCAACACCCACUUGGCCGAGGCCACGCCCCCGAGCUCCGGCCGCCCACUUUUCCUCUGGAGAGUCCGGAGACUCCCGCCUUUGGCCCCGCCCCCAACCGAGACCCCGCCCCCGGCGCCCCGCCCCCGCGACUUGAAGGGGCCGGGGCUGCGGCCGCCUCAGAGUCGCGCGCGGGGCGUGGGGCGGUGCUGAGGAGACGAGCCUGAGGCGCGGAGGCUGAGGCGAGCUAGACGCCAGGACAGUCCAGGGAGCUGCCGCGCGGCGGGAGCCCGUAGCCAGAGCAGUCCCGGAGCAGAAACAGCCGCCGCCGCCGUCCGCGGAGCCCAGCCGAACCGGCCAUGGCGUUGUCGAUGCCGCUGAACGGGUUGAAGGAGGAGGACAAAGAGCCCAUCAUCGAGCUCUUCGUCAAGGCUGGCAGUGAUGGUGAAAGCAUAGGAAACUGCCCCUUUUCCCAGAGGCUCUUCAUGAUUCUUUGGCUCAAAGGAGUUGUGUUCAGUGUCACAACUGUUGACCUGAAAAGGAAGCCUGCAGACCUGCAGAACUUGGCUCCGGGGACCCACCCACCAUUUAUAACUUUCAACAAUGAGGUCAAAACGGAUGUAAAUAAGAUUGAAGAAUUUCUUGAAGAAGUCUUAUGCCCCCCCAAGUACUUAAAGCUUUCACCAAAACACCCAGAAUCAAAUACUGCUGGAAUGGACAUCUUUGCCAAAUUCUCUGCAUAUAUCAAGAAUUCAAGGCCAGAGGCUAAUGAAGCUUUGGAGCGGGGUCUCUUGAAAACACUGCAGAAACUAGAUGAAUAUCUGAAUUCUCCCCUCCCUGAUGAAAUUGAUGAGAAUAGUAUGGAGGACAUUAAGUUUUCCACACGUAAAUUUCUGGAUGGCAAUGAAAUGACACUAGCUGACUGCAACCUGCUGCCCAAGCUGCACAUUGUCAAGGUGGUGGCGAAAAAAUACCGCAACUUUGACAUUCCGAAAGGAAUGACUGGCAUCUGGAGAUACCUGAGUAACGCCUACAGUAGGGAUGAGUUCACCAACACCUGCCCCAGUGACAAGGAGGUGGAGAUAGCAUACAGUGAUGUAGCCAAGAGACUUACCAAAUAAAAGAGCACUUGCGAGAGAAACGUCUUCACAUCUUCCCCUGACUAAGAACAUACUUUUCCUAACAGACUGCUCCUCUUCCUAGAAAGUAGAAACUUUAUUUGGCACGAACAUGCAGUUAUUCCAGAUUAGGAUAAAGGAUAGAAAAGGUAUAGUAGCUGUCUUGAAAUAUAUAUACUCCUAAGCAGUAUUAUUUUAAAAUUCCUUUACCCUGCCUGUGUCCCCUAGCCCACAUCCUCUUCUCCUCCAGUUUGGAGCACUCCAUCACAAACUUUCUCUUUAACGGUAUUUUAAAGGCAGUUUGCCAUCUCUCUGGAACCUUCGUCACUGGAGUCCAUUCACUGUGUAUCGAUGACAGAACUUUUGAGGUGCACUGUUCAACUGUUAAAAUAGUAACCGUAAAAAAAAUAAAUAGUAACCAUGUCCCCUUCAGUCAGGCCCAAACUGGUGCAUAAUGCAUGGUACAAGGAAUAUUUAUGUAGUUUUGGAAUUUUAUAAUAAUUAGUAAGAGUAUAUGAAAGGAUUGCUACUGUAUCAAAAUAUUCUAUUUCAGUUUAGUCUAUCCUGGAUAUGUACUAAAGGAUGUUACCACCUGAGAAGAGUGCUCUCUACCGAAAGUCAGUGCAGAUUUUGUUAUUUUACUUUGUACAUGGAUUUUUACUUUUGCCUAAAAGCAUUUUUCUUUCAUACUAAUGAUGACAUCUGACACUACUUAGAAGCUGAAAGUUUAGAGGGAAGGAUGGUAUUUUAAAAUCUUCUCAAGCAUAUUAUGAAUAUAAGAGAAACCAAUGGGCACCUGAUACACUCAGUCUAAAUAUGUUACUGGUUAUAUGUAUUUUGUCCAGUGCCAUUCAUUUGGAACAUUAUCGCUUUCUUCCUGAAUUUUAAAGUGCUCUUUUUUAAGUUAAGCAUCAGCCUUGCUGUCUGUAGAUCUUCUGAGCAACAUUACGUAAACUGAUAUUUUGUUCAUUUAGCUCUAGCAGUACGAUGAUUAGUAAUGUAAAAGUUAACCUAAGGAGUAUAGCAUGGGUUUGUCAACAUACCAAGUAGAGUUUUGUUUAUAAAGCAUAUUUAAUGUGGAUAAUCUAAAGAGUAUAGUAUACAUCCUAUAUUAAAAACAAGAUGAAACAGGUUAUUAUUCCACCCCAUUUACUGUUAGACUUCAGGCAGAGGAUGGUUCACUCCUUUUGGACUAAAUUAUAGUUGUGAUGGUGACUUAAUAUUUACUGCAAUUUUGCCUAAUCUCAAUCAUUGCGUUUCCUUCAAUUAAAUUUUUCUGCAGCUACAUUGAGGAAUAGCACUCUGCAUGUUUGUUUCUUAAACUGAAGUCCUAAACCAGGAAUUUUUUGUGUUGUAACAAGGGAGGAUAAACUUGAUGAAAAUAAAAGUUUGCUAAGUAUUUAUUCACUUAAAAAAGAAAAAAAUGACUUUCUGUGUACUACUCCAAAGACUGUGGUUGUGACUAUAGUAAUGUUUUUGGUCAUUUUUAUACCUAACUUGUUUAAGAAGUGCUAUUUCUCAUAGGCUGUUUUUGGAAAUUUUAAGUAUAUUGCUUUAAAAUAGCAAUGUUUUUUUCCCUAUGAUAUGCUAACAUUUAGUAAACACUGGCUUUAUGGAAGCAGCCUGAUUUUUUAUAAGCAUUAUGCAUUUAUUUAAAUCUAUCAGUAAUUAGCUUGGUGUAGAAAGAUAAGAAAAACUCCAUAUUGUAUCCGUUUGGCUCAGGGAGAUUUCUUUGCUUUACCUUUUUUAGAACUCCUUAUUGCUGAACAAAGUUAGGGUACCCACCAUUUUGUAAUAAAGUAUUGGAUGAUGACUUAUUUUGUUCCAGGAAGAAGCACUAUCAGGUUAUAUGCUGAGAAAGUCUAUGGCAGCAGCUUCCGUGGGUGAAUUGUGCCACCUCUGCACCAGUACACAGACAGCCAUCUUCACUUUUCACUUACUUUUAUAAUAGGACUAACUUGGUGUCAGUUAUUGAAUCUUGCCUCAUAGCUUAAAGCAUAAUUCAGGCAAAGUAGGGCGUCUGUUUCAAGUGAAUGGUGGACUAAGUGAUGCAGAGUAGAGGGAUAAUGAGGAAAGAGCUACAGUCCUCAAAACAGGGAUGAAACACAUUCUGAAAUUCAGCUGUGAAGAGUUUGCCGCUUUGGAUAUUUAUUCUCUUCUUCUUUUUAAAAAAUGUACCCCAUGAUUACACUUGGCUGUCUCUCUAGAUAUCCAAGGAAGGGAGGGUCUUUCUGUUAUUAUUUUGAUGAGGGCAGAGUUGUGUUUCUGUAGAAAGACAGAUCUUAUUACUUUAUCUGGAAAGUUAGUCAGAUGAGAUUGAGAUUGGCAAAUGGACAAAAGCUAGUAAAAAAAGAUGAUCCUAGAACAUACCUUUUUUACCCCAUCUUACAUUUGUGGAAAAAUCAUAGCUUAUAAUCUUGGGAGAUUUGGGACAUGAAAAAUUUUCAAAAAACUAUUUCUACAACUACUGAAUCAUUCCUCCCUUCAUUUAAACCUGUUUUGUUUCACUUAAGAUAAGAGUCUGAAUGGAAGAUCUUAUAGUUUCCAAGGGAUUCUGAGAAAUUUUUCUGUUCAACGUUUGGAAGGCUGUCUACUAUUUCAGUUGAUAUAAAUUCCCCCUUAAAAAAAAAUACAGAGGUGGACUUUCUGUAUAGUUCUGUUAUUUUCUUUGACCAAGAUAGUUGACUUUUGUGAUAAAAUUCAUGCAAGCUUUUAUUUCUUGGUGACUUCGGCUUAUACAGCUAUCUUUAAACCCUUGAGCAAUCUGUAUACAAUGAAGAGGUUUCUGACAUUUACUCUUACACUCAUUUGUUUGACUUUAGAAUUUAGGCACAUUUACUUCUGUUGUUUUGAAUCUUUUUAGAGCUGUGUGUAGAUAGCUUUUAUUUCUGUGCAUUUAAAAUAAUCCAUUUAGAAAAUACGUGGUAAAAAUGAGAAGAAAUAGAAAUGUAUUUUUUCAUGAACGUUUUGAUACACAUUUCAUCAAAUUUGUUAAUUAACCAAUUUCUUACACUGGUUAUAAUCAGUAUUUGAUUCAAAGAGAGGGAAGCAUUCAAUAUUAUACUGUAUCAUCAUUUUUAUUCCAUCCUUUACAAAUUACCAAGGUUGGGGCUGUCAAAAUUAUACUUUUAUUAUGGAAAAAAAUUUCAGCUCCCCCAAAUCAUAAUGUUGAACAGAAUUGAAGUAUUUUUUUAAAUUACUUGAAAAGGAAAAUGAAAGCUUAUUAUAGAAUGCUUGUAUUUUCUUUUCUCUCUCUGGAACCAGUAUAUUGCUGGCAGCUAUUGUAUUAAAAAAAUAAAGUAUAUUUUCACUAUCAUAAAAGGUUCUUUUUUCCCCCCCUCAUGAAAAUAAAUAACAGUUUGGGGUAAAAGUGUUUA